Molecule: messenger RNA, 3240 nt
Organism: Phyllotreta striolata
Lineage: Eukaryota; Metazoa; Arthropoda; Insecta; Coleoptera; Chrysomelidae
Source: the annotation of a GenBank genome assembly
AUGACGAUACGCAUUCUGAGCCUCAAUAGUUCGAAGAAACAAGUAAACAGUGUCACCCGUGUCCUCACGAACUGGCGAAAAUUACCAAGGAAUGCCAAACAAUGGAACCAAGCCGGUCGAAAACAAUUUUCCACCGGCCAGAAGUUCCACAAAGAAGCUAAACAAGUCGCUGAAAUUCGGGGUACCCCCUACUCGAAUUUGACUAUCGGAAUACCGAAAGAAGUCUGGCAAAAUGAGAAAAGGGUGUCAGUAUCUCCUGCCGUGGCAGACGUUCUGUCGAAAAAAGGUUUCAGCGUGAACAUCGAAGAAAAUGCUGGAGUUUUGUCGAAAUUCAGAAACGAAGACUACGAAAAGGCUGGAGCUAAAAUCGUCGAUGCUCAAAACGCUUUUGCAGCAGACAUUGUCUUAAAAGUGAGACAACCGUUGGACCAAGAAGUUGAAAAAUUCCGGGAAAACUCCACUCUCAUUUCCUUCCUGUUCCCCGGAAUGAACGGAAAACUCGUCGAUAGAUUGGCCGAUAGAAAAAUCAAUGCAUUUGCAAUGGACUGCAUCCCCCGAAUUACUAGAGCCCAAGUCUUCGACGCGCUCAGCUCAAUGGCCAAUAUAUCCGGUUACAGGGCAGUAGUCGAAGCCGCCAAUCACUUCCCCAGAUUCUUCUCAGGACAAAUCACCGCCGCUGGGAAAGUACCGCCCGCGAAAAUCCUAAUUAUAGGAGGCGGCGUUGCCGGUUUAGCCGCCAUCGGACAAGCCAAAAGCAUGGGGGCUAUCGUCAGAGCUUUCGAUACAAGAUCCGCCGUUAAAGAACAAGUCGAAUCUUUGGGAGCUGAAUUCCUAACAAUCAACAUUAAAGAAGAAGGAGGAACGUCGGGUGGAUACAGCAAGGAAAUGUCGAAGGAAUUCAUCGAAGCCGAGCACGCUUUGUUCGCCAAGCAAUGCAAAGAAGUGGAUGUCAUCAUAUCGACUGCUUUAAUACCGGGGAAAAAAGCGCCAGUUUUGAUAUUGAAGGAACACAUCGAAUCGAUGAAACCCGGCAGCGUCGUCGUGGAUUUGGCGGCAGAAAUGGGUGGAAACAUCGAAACGACCAAGCCCGGCCAAAUUUACAGUUACAACGAUGUCGUGCACGUUGGUAUUACGGAUUUCCCCAGCAUGUUGCCCACGCAGAGUUCCACGCUCUACGCCAACAACAUUUCCAAGUUUCUACUAUCGAUGGGUGAAAAGAACCAUUUCAACAUCAACUUAGAAGACGAAGUGGUCAGAGGAAGCAUCGUUUUGGAGAAAGGAAAAUUGAUGUGGCCGCCGCCGCCCCCCAAAGUAGCCCCCGUCGUCGCCGCUUCGCCUUCGCAAAAAGACGCGGAAACCAUAAAGGCCGUUAUCAAAGAAAUAUCUCCGUUCAGAACGCACCUAAACAACUCCUUGAUGUUAACCGCAGGUGUCGGUUCGCUGGUAGGAUUAGGCGUGAUCUCGCCAAACCCGGAAUUCACUUCCAUGCUGACUGUACUGGGUUUGUCGGGCAUCAUCGGAUAUCAUACAGUGUGGGGCGUUCAGCCUGCGUUGCACUCGCCCCUAAUGUCGGUAACUAACGCUAUAUCCGGAAUAACAGCAGUAGGAGGAUUGUUGUUGAUGAACGGCGGUUAUUAUCCUACAAAUUCUGUCGAGGCGUUAGCAGCAGCUGCGGCGUUUAUUUCCUUUAUUAACGUUUUUGGUGGAUUCUUGGUUACCAAGAGGAUGCUGGAUAUGUUCAGAAGGCCAGGCGAUCCGAAGGAGUACAAUUCGCUGUACGCGAUUCCUGCAGCAGCUUUCCUGGGAGGUUACGGAUGGGCCACCAUGAACGGUCUAGCCGAGGUCCACCAAGCUGCCUAUUUGGCUGCCUCGCUGUGCUGCGUCGGCGCUUUGGCCGGUCUUAGCUCACAGACUACAUCGAGAAUAGGAAAUAACUUAGGAAUUAUAGGUGUGACUGGUGGAAUAGCCGCUACCCUAGGACAAAUAGCGCCUUCCAACGAAGUGCUGGCUCAAAUGGCAGCCUGCGUUAUAGCUGGCGGUGGUAUCGGCACGUUGAUAGCCAAAAGAAUACAAAUUACCGAUUUACCUCAACUCGUCGCCGGUUUUCACAGUUUGGUAGGUUUGGCGGCUGUAUUGACGUGCAUCUCGACGUUCAUGCACGAUUUUCCGACGUUUGCGACGGAUCCCGCCGCUGAUGUAGUCAAAACUGCUCUAUUCUUAGGCACUUACAUAGGAGGAGUAACAUUCAGUGGAUCUUUAAUCGCCUAUGGCAAACUACAAGGCGUAUUAUCAUCGAAUCCUCUCCUUCUGCCCGGCCGCCACGCUUUGAAUUCUAGUCUUUUAUUAGCUAACGUGGGUGCAGGUGCUUACUUGUUCUAUGAUCCAUCGCUGAUGGGAGGUCUCGGUGCUCUUGGUACCACCGCCGCAUUGUCUUCGGUAAUGGGCGUUACUUUGACUGCCGCCAUCGGAGGUGCAGACAUGCCUGUAGUUAUUACUGUGUUAAACAGCUACUCGGGUUGGGCUCUUUGCGCCGAAGGAUUCAUGCUCAACAACAAUCUGAUGACUAUUGUAGGCGCUUUGAUAGGUUCUUCUGGUGCCAUAUUGUCGUACAUCAUGUGCAAAGCAAUGAACAGAUCUCUUCCUAACGUCAUCCUCGGCGGUUACGGAACAUCCAGCACGGGUACCGGUAAGCCGAUGGAAAUCACCGGUACUCACACCGAAAUCAACAUAGACACCGCCACGGAGGCCAUUAAAAACGCCCGGAACAUCAUCAUAGUGCCCGGAUACGGCUUGUGCGUGGCCAAAGCGCAAUACCCCAUCGCCGAAAUGGUCAGCAAGUUGAAAGAGGCCGGAAAGAAUGUUCGAUUUGCUAUACAUCCAGUGGCAGGUCGCAUGCCGGGUCAGCUCAACGUACUUCUAGCAGAAGCGGGAGUCCCUUAUGACGAUGUGCUCGAGAUGGACGAAAUCAACGAAGAUUUUCCAGAAACAGAUCUCGUUUUGGUCAUUGGAGCCAACGAUACGGUUAACAGCGCCGCUAUCGAAGAUCCCAACUCGCCCAUAGCAGGUAUGCCCGUAUUGAAUGUCUGGAAGGCGGAACAGGUGAUAGUUAUGAAGAGGUCGCUGGGAGUCGGUUAUGCUGCUGUGGAUAAUCCAGUUUUCUAUAAACCUAAUACUUCGAUGCUGCUGGGAGAUGCAAAGAAAACUUGUGAUCUACUGCUGGCUAAGGUCGCUGCGAAUUAG